GCCACCGGAUUUCCAUCCGUCGGAAAACUGGAAACCGGCCGCGGCCGGGACGCACGUCGGGCUGAUGAAGGACCCACCGCUGCCACGGAACGGACCGACCAACUUCAUCCAGCCGACACAGCAACAGGGGGCAGUUAUGAUGGUUUACGGGCUCGAUAACGGAACGGCCAACACCGAUAAGCUGUUCAACUUGUUCUGCCUGUACGGCAACGUGGUCCGGAUAAAGUUCCUGAAGACAAAGGAAGGCACCGCCAUGGUACAGAUGGGUGACGCCAUCGCCGUCGAGCGUUGCGUCCAGCACCUGAACAACAUUCCAAUAGGAAAUGAUGGCAAAAUUCAGAUCGCAUUUUCCAAGCAAAACUUCCUGUCCGAGGUCACCAACCCGUACACGCUGCCGGACCACACGCCCAGCUUCAAGGAGUACACCGGCUCGAAGAACAACCGUUUCCUGUCGUUGACUCAGGCGAGCAAAAAUCGCAUCCAACCGCCAAGCAAGAUUCUUCAUUUUUUCAACACCCCACCGGGUCUGACCGACGAGCAACUGAUUGCUGCGUUCGCCGUCAGCGAUUGCCACCCGGCCCAGGUCCGCAUGUUCCCGCUGAAAUCGGAACGCUCGUCGUCCGGUCUGGUCGAGUUCCCGAGCGUUGCACUAGCCGUCCAGGCGAUCAUGAAAUGUAACCACACCGCCAUCGAUCACAAAGGCACAAAAUUUCCGUUCAUCAUGAAGCUCUGCUUUUCGUCCUCGAAAACGAUGAACGGGGCGUGGAACAAUGAGAACAUAGAGAACUUGAAGCAGGUUGGCGUUUCGGCCCCCACGACACCGGGCGCGGAAGACGAACCGAUGUAGAUAAGCAGCAGCAGCGCCAGUUGAGACAUCAUCAAGAAGCAGUUUGGGGCAAAACAGUGUGGCACCGCGUCAUUACAUCCAGCAGCAGCAGCAGCCUAGCGGGCCACAACACAACAACCAGCAGCAGCAGCAGCAGAACUCAUCAUCAUCUUAAACCAUCGUACUUGUGUGUCGACUAUGGCGCACAUUCAUGAAAACCCUUAUCAUCACCGUAGGUUCUACCAUCGCAUACGCUCUUCUAUCACCUACGCGUUGGGAACGUCCCGAGAAUGAACGGGGCCAGAAACCUAUCAUCCCGCCAAUUGCCAGGGGCAGCUAAGGGGCAAAUCUAUAUGGAUAAAGACAAACGCAGUGCAGAGUAAAUGCUUCGCCUAGCCCACAACAGUUGUGAUGAACAUUAGGAUUCGUCCAUCAAUAUUACGAGAUUGAGAGAGAAAUAUUUUUAGGAAUGCAUCAAAUACGAACCCCGCGUGAAGCAGAAAAGAAGUGUGUGAAAGAACACUGCAACUAGGACAGGCGGCCGAACAUCAGUCUUCUUCUCUCAGACAUACAGAGACUUCUCAACAAUCACCAGGGCAGCCCCCACAAUCUUCGGUAGCGACCCGGUUUUCCGGCCCGGUUUUUGGUGCAAGUUGAGAGUGUGGACCGUCGUGCACCGUAUAAAUGUUUACGCGCUGAUAUUUUAAUAUAGGCUAAUAUGGGAAGCGACGUGCAAGAUGACCGGACCGGAAAGGCUUUAUUUUGGGUGUCUCCCCGCUCCGUUCCCCUCGGAAUUCCACACGGAAUUCACAUUAUAGUACCCCACAGAGAGUCACACAAUCAACUGGGAAAAGAAAAGACUGGUGGAAACAAAACCCUACCGAUCGCCGCUCUGUCGCCGUGUGGCGAGCACAGAUGAGAAGCAAACGAAUGGUCACGAAAAUCAAGAGUCACGUGGAGCAACGGUGGAUGUGUUAGCUUUGAAACCAAAAACCGAUGGAGGGUGGUAAAAUCACUAAAAAGAAACACGUGUCGGCGGGUCGGCCCGGCAAAUUCGAUGUGUGUUCAUUUUUUUUUUAAUUAAGUGCCCCAUUAUUGUGAAGAUCAUUUUCCCAUUUGUUGUUUCUUUCUCAUAUACUUAGUACCUUGUUUUCGCUUUUCGUUUCCGUUGAGCCCCUUCAACUUUCGCCCCGUUCUCUUCUCUUCUCUGCUCUACUGCUACUCUCUAGAGACCUCUAGACGCUAGAAGCUACACACCACUUACACAAGAAGAAGAAAAAAGACAUUAUUUAUUGUGUUUACUAAUAGAUUGUAGAGAAAUCACAUGCACACGACCGGGGAGAGGCAAAAUGAAUCACUAAAAUGCGCAGAAUAGGAGAAUGUGUGCGCUGAUUGGACCAUUUAAUCGCGCUAACGACAAAAGUGAGACGGCAGCUUCUCCCGCUGCGCAUGAUCGUUCGAUCGUUUUGUUUUUGUGAUGAAAGUAUGCAUGCAAAGUGUGAUCGGGGCAAGGGGAAAUGAAAGCAGCCAAUUGUAUUUAAUGAGCGUGUUGUGUAUACGUUAGAUAAAGGUAGAGUGCAACGAAGGCAUAGGCAUAAAAGAGGAUGGUAUUUGUUUUGCGACUUUUUUUUAUUUUGUCACUUUCGAGUUAGGCUUAGAGUUCGGAGGCAAUGUACCAAAAGCGAAACGUCGUGAGGGGGGAAGAUCGCGAGGAAGAUCGGGCGACGAGCGCAGGUUGUUAGGGCUACCGCGUGGGGUUAACAUACACCAUCCACCACCAAAAAAACAAGCAUAACACACUACGCGCCAGCUUUCGAUGCUCCAAUAGGUACACUUUGUGCGCCACAAACAUCAGUAACACACGUGACACAAUUAAACUUGCGGGAAGCUUAAGCACUCUACACAACAAAGUGCAACAGGCAAGGUGAGUACACUACUCUGCUCAUCAAUUGUUUACCCGUAACACACACACACAUACACCGUAAAAUGUGUUUAGUGUAAGUCGUUAAUUGAUAGAACAACAACAGCAACAACAACAACAUACCCACCCUCACACACGAAACAACUGCACCACACACACACACACCCCACGGCCACGGAGAGGCUUCACAUAAGACAAUAGUUUUACACAUACUCUCUGUUCCCGCAAGCGAACGCCACCAUCGGCGCUGUCGCGCGCCACUGUUAGCCGCGGCUGUAAGGACAUGUAAGCAAAACGUGGGCACUCACUGGAAUUGGAAAAGAUUCGAGAUAUUAUCUGAUCAUCAUUGUUUGUUUUAAUUGUUCGUUUCGCAACUCACUACGUUGUUAGCGCCUAGGUUCGAUUUGAUGUAUAAGUCGUUUUGUUAGAGCUUUUACUCUUAACUAUAUUACUGUAUUUAGUCUAGUUUAGCGUAGUUCUAACUACUUCAAUAACGGACGGUGAGGAAGCGGUGAUCGUUUCGCUUGUGGCGUAAAAUGCAAUAUUAGAAUACGAUAGAGCAGAGCACCGAAGCAAAAGGAGGAGCUAUCCAUCCCCCGCUGACUGAAGUGGCGGACAACAGAGCUGCUGUGGAAAAGCGGCAAUAGUAGCGAGGCAAGAGACAGAGAGCGACAGAGAGCAAAGGAACUCGUACGUUCAGUUACGUUACUAUUGUUUUGUUCAAUUGGUUACUUUUUGUUUUUAUUUGAACACAACAUUCGUUUCGUUUCGGUACCUUUUAUUUUGUUUGCAAUAAAGAGGAAAGAUAUUCAGAUUUGGAA
Anopheles cruzii is the source of this 3568-nucleotide messenger RNA. Its product is annotated as heterogeneous nuclear ribonucleoprotein L-like. The transcript is spliced from 6 exons. The coding region runs from base 65 to 847 and encodes 260 amino acids. The record is from RefSeq and is a predicted model, not a curated record. Gene Ontology annotation, cellular component: nucleus. Gene Ontology annotation, molecular function: mRNA binding. Lineage: Eukaryota; Metazoa; Arthropoda; Insecta; Diptera; Culicidae. Gene Ontology annotation, biological process: regulation of RNA splicing.